Molecule: messenger RNA, 2026 nt
Organism: Pyricularia grisea
Lineage: Eukaryota; Fungi; Ascomycota; Sordariomycetes; Magnaporthales; Pyriculariaceae
Exons: 2
Coding region: 43-1650 (535 amino acids)
Molecular function (GO): heme binding; iron ion binding; monooxygenase activity
Source: RefSeq, a predicted model, not a curated record
CUAGGCUGCUACGCACAACGUCAGUCUUGACCCAUCACUACGAUGUCUUACCUUCCAGUGAUUGCAGUCACAGCCGGCCUCGGUCUGUUGCUUGUUAUUAUCAACCACAUGAGAACCCGCAACAGCAAACCCUUCCCACCUGGACCCCCAGGGAUCCCAAUCCUUGGGAAUCUCCUCCAGAUCCCAACCAAAAAGUCAUGUGUUGAGUUUCAGAAGUGGAGCCGUGAAUAUGGCGACUCCUCGGACGGGCUUAUUGGUCUUCACCUCGGCCCCUGGUCCAAAACCAUCAUCCUGAACAAGGACAGGCAGGUCCGGGACCUUUUGGAGUCUCGCGGCACCGUCUAUGCCGGUCGCGGGCCCGUCGCCGUUAUGGACAGCAUGCGUUCGUGGAAACCGUCGGGCGUUCCAUUCGUGGGCAACUUCGCCUUUUCCCAAUACGACGACGAGCUCAAACGUGCGAGGAAAGCGUCACUCGAAUAUAUGCUACGCUCCGGGCAGGUCGAAAAACUGCUCCCGAUCCAGGACGCCGAAAGCACGCAAUUGGUUUGGGAACUGCUAAACCUCGAGGAUGAAGGUGCUGCGGCACCCGGAUCCUACAGCCUCUCCUUCUACCGCAUGUUUGGCGCCGUAGUCCUCGCAGCCGUCUACGGCAUUCGUGGCAAGGACAGCGCGCCCGAGUCGCCGCUCGGCAUGUUUGCAUCACUCGCCGAAGAGUUUAUCCCGCUUUUGGCCUUGACGUCGGCGCCGCCGCUGGAUAUCUUCCCCUUCAUCGCGUAUUUGCCCGAUAUUGUUAACCCCUGGCGCGGAUGGGUGGAAAAAGGUAAGAAAUUUACGCUCAAAUGGCAUCAUUUUUGGACAGAAUUCCACCGGCUCGGCCUGGAAACGGCCGGGCGCAAAACCAGCCGCGAGGGGGACGGAAUGCUCAAGCGGCUGGAUGGCAAGGGGUUUUCCGAAUCGGAAAUUCUCACAUUUGGGUCGACCAUGAUGAACGGCGGAGCCGAUACGACGGCCGUAACAUGUUUGAGCAUGAUUACGGCAUUUGUCAAGUACAGGGGUCUUCAGGAUCAGGCCAGGGCCGAGGUGGAUGGCGUUUUCGGGGAGGGUACCAUGCCUUCGGUGGAAAGAUUGAGUGAGCUACGCUUUUUAAAGGCGUGCUUUUAUGAGGCUAUUCGCUGGCGACCCCUGACGCCGCUCAUGACGCGCAAAGUCCGCGCAGAUCACAUAUAUGACGGCUAUUUCAUCCCGAAGAACACCACAGUACUUUACAACAUCUGGGCCAUGUCGCAUGACAGCGACGUCUUUGAGCGACCGGAAGAUUUUGUUCCCGCCCGAUAUAUGCCACAGGUCAGGGGCGCCGCCGACGUCCAACCUCUCCCGGUUUACGGAUUUGGGCAGGGGUUGAGGAAUUGUCCUGGUCAAAAAAUGGCCGAAUACUCGAUCAUUUUGGUAAUGGCAAAGAUCCUCUGGUCGUUUGAAAUCACGGCACCGGAUGGGGAAAUCGACACCAGCGUCGAAACAGGGUAUGAUGACGCGUUUUUGAUGACGCCGCACCCGACCAAGUUGAGGUUUCGGUUGCGGAGCAAGGCCCGGGGUGAAGUUUUGCAGGUAGAGUGGAAGAAAGCGAACGAGUGGUUAUCAAGAUUCGAAUAGGUCAAGAGGGGUUUGGUACUUUUGAAGGGCAGUCAUUUGAGUCGGACAAAAAAUGCUGUGUGCAUCGUGAUAAUGGCAGUAAUUUCCAAUAGCUUAUGGAAGCUUUUGGGCAAGGUUGUUGAAACUGGAGGAAAGGCUUCCUUUGAAACACCCAGGAGUCCAGCUAGUCGUUCAGUUGACGUGGGCGUUUAGUUCAGAUAUAUAGCUGCCACCAUUCUACGAAGUACAGGCUGAGCGAAUUUUUGAGUUACAAUUGGCCUGGGCGGCCUGUCGCUCGUAAAGCGAUAAUAGCUGGAAGACGGUCUCGCAGCGAGGUGGAUUGGGGUCUGUAUUUGUUACAGAACGCACCCGUCUCUUUCAAGUCACUUUCCUGAAU